UCGCAAAAAUAAGAAAGCCAAAAUAAACCCAUCCGAUGAGAAAGCUGCAGUUAGUCAAGCAAUGCAAGUAGAAAAGAAGCUCAAACUUCCAACCAAGACAACAGUAAAACAAAAAAUAAGAACAAAAAUCCGAUUCUACCGUCCAAAGACCCAAAAGUCUCUGCCGAACCCGAAAUACGCCUCCCGAAUCAUCCCCCGGAAGAACCAACUAGUCCAAUCGGGGAUAAUAAAGUACCCCCUCAGCACAGAGACGGCCAUGAAGAAGAUCGAGAACGAGAACACCCUCGUGUUUAUUGUGGACAUCCACGCGAAUAAACCUCAAAUCAGACGGGCUGUCAACUCUGAGUACAAUGUCAAGACUGCCAGAGUUAAUACUCUCAUCCGCCCUGAUGGUAAAAAGAAGGCCUAUGUCCGCCUUACUUCUGACUAUGAUGCCCUCGAUGUCGCCAAUAAGCUAAUUAGACUUGCAUUCCUGAAAAUCACCCAAAGAGUAUUUUGGCAUGUUUUAAUUAAAUAUUGGGUACAUGUAGAAUAUCUUGAGAAAAGUUAUUUUACAAGUUAA
Molecule: messenger RNA, 562 nt
Organism: Octopus sinensis (East Asian common octopus)
Lineage: Eukaryota; Metazoa; Mollusca; Cephalopoda; Octopoda; Octopodidae
Product: 60S ribosomal protein L23a-like
Exons: 3
Coding region: 62-562 (166 amino acids)
Biological process (GO): ribosomal large subunit assembly; translation
Cellular component (GO): cytosolic large ribosomal subunit; ribosome
Molecular function (GO): structural constituent of ribosome
Source: RefSeq, a predicted model, not a curated record